AUGGCUAAGAAGCUCCCUGAGCGUCGUGAUCGUGUGGGAUUCUGCAUCUUCCUCCUUGCUUCUGAGGGUUUCUGGACAGGCUUCAUCAGAAUACAACGCAAAGCUUGUGGUACUGGGCCGCAAUGGAUUUACUUUGGCCUCAGAGCCCCCUGUGGUGUUCCAGAUAUUCCCAUGGUUGAGUGCCUGUAUGACUACGAAAUUCGCCCCGAGGUCUGGGAGCUUGAGGUCAUUUUUAAGAUCUACCCAAAACGUCUAGACUCUGACGUUAUGGAAACUAUCCCUAAUGUCAUGAACUCCGAUCGUAAUUACGAGCUCGAUUAUGGACUGAACGACGGAUGA
Aspergillus ruber CBS 135680 is the source of this 339-nucleotide messenger RNA. RefSeq lists its product as uncharacterized. The coding region runs from base 1 to 339 and encodes 112 amino acids. The record is from RefSeq and is a predicted model, not a curated record. NCBI's taxonomy places the organism in Eukaryota, Fungi, Ascomycota, Eurotiomycetes, Eurotiales, Aspergillaceae. The transcript has a single exon.